Messenger RNA from Hibiscus syriacus, 1033 nucleotides. RefSeq names its product histone acetyltransferase MCC1-like. Lineage: Eukaryota; Viridiplantae; Streptophyta; Magnoliopsida; Malvales; Malvaceae. Gene Ontology annotation, cellular component: Golgi membrane. Gene Ontology annotation, biological process: N-terminal peptidyl-methionine acetylation. The transcript has 6 exons. Gene Ontology annotation, molecular function: protein-N-terminal amino-acid acetyltransferase activity; histone acetyltransferase activity. The record is from RefSeq and is a predicted model, not a curated record. The coding region runs from base 237 to 1013 and encodes 258 amino acids.
UAAAAGGAGUGUCGGUUUAUUUCCUCUUGCCUAAUCCCUCUGCCCCCUUAAUUGGUCAACAAAUAUAAUAAGUUCCCAGGAUCCAUUUCUACUUCUUUACGCUGCGAUUUUGUUCUAGCUUGACAUUCUCCAGUUUUCAUCAAGUGCUGCAUGGCAAUUGUGGUUGAUACUGUAUAAAUGGAAGGUGGAUUGUUUUUACAAUUUCUCCAAGUCUUUCACAUGUUUUAUGGAGAUUAAUGAUUCAAACCUCAAUGGUGAACCCGAAAAUCUCUCAUCGCCCUACCAUCUUCUAUAGGCCCAUACAACCAUCGGAUUUAGAGAUUUUAGAGCAAAUCCACAUUGAUGUAUUUCCUAUCAGGUAUGAAUCUGAAUUUUUCCAAAAUGUUGUGAAUGGACGUGAUAUUGUAUCAUGGGCAGCUGUUGAUCGCAGUCGACCCAAUGGUCGAAGUGAUGAGCUUAUUGGAUUUGUUACUGCAAGAAUUGUAAUGGCAAAGGAUAGUGAGAUAACAGAUUUGCUCAGGUAUGACUCAUCGAAGGAGGAUCAAACAUUAGUAUAUAUUCUGACACUGGGAGUAGUAGAUGCUUAUAGAAAUCUUGGCAUAGCUUCGGCACUUAUCCAUGAGGUUAUUAAAUAUGCUUCGAGCAUCCCAGUAUGCCGUGCAGUUUAUUUGCAUGUGAUUUCUUACAAUAAUCCAGCCAUUCAUUUAUACAAGAAGAUGUCAUUCAAGUGUAUGCGGAGGUUGCUUGGGUUUUACUUGAUCAAUGGUCAGCAUUAUGAUUCAUAUUUGUUCGUUUACUACGUAAACGGAAACCGUUCUCCUUGCUCACCGAUAGUGCUUCUCACUUUUUUCGUUACUUGCAUUAAGACCGGUCUCAAAUCUGUGGCUGCAAAGCUGAGGAAGAAUGAAGAGAAGAUGGUGAAAUGGCCAAAGUGUAAAGAAACUCGGGGUCUCAUCCCGAUACAAAAUAAGCGAAUGAUUAAAACCGAGUGUUCUGGAUGUGAGUAUGUUUAGUAAGUGUAAUACCUGUAUUU